UAAUGGAAUUUUUAGGGAUAGAAAACUUGCAAAUGCGUACUGACGCCCAUAGAGAACACCUCUCGUGCAAGGGAGAAACAACAAUACCGUAAAACAAUACCAUAAAUCGAUCAAGGGAAUAAAAAUAAACGUUCGAGGAAAUACUUGUGCGAUCAAAUGCGUCGUUUGGACACCCUUCACUGGGUGUAGUAGGAUGGGAACAAGCCUUUACCCAGACGAGGAUAUCCAAGGAAUAUCACGCAUUAUGAUGAAGAAAGACAUGAGUUUGAACCUAGACGACCAGAAUAGCUCGAACCUCAAGCCAGAUUUGAGAGAUGCCGAGGGAAUUCUUAAUUCGCCCGAUUUGGGGCUCCUAAAACUGGCUUCUCCAGAGCUGGAAAGGCUGAUUAUCCAGUCUAACGGGAUGGUGACCACCACACCGACCUCGCAGUUCGUCUACCCGAAGUCGGUAAGCGACGAGCAGGAGUUCGCGGAGGGAUUCGUCAAAGCCCUGGAGGACCUUCACAAGCAGAACCAGCUGAACGGUGGACCGUGUGUUCCACCGACGCUUAACCGACUCACAAGCAGCUCUAACCUCGCCUUGCCCACGGACCUGCCCGUGUAUACGAACUUAAACGCGUACGGAAGUACAACGGUUAACUAUUCAACGGACACGAUUCCGUUCCCUCCGCCGCCGCCCGCGCACCCAAUGGCGACGCAACAACCGCAAAAGGACGAACCGCAAACCGUUCCGGACAUGCAAAGCUUCGGAGACAGUCCUCCGCUCUCCCCCAUCGACAUGGACACGCAAGAGCGCAUAAAGGCCGAGAGAAAGAAGCUGCGCAACCGGAUCGCCGCCUCCAAAUGCCGCAAGAGGAAACUCGAGCGGAUUUCCCGGUUGGAAGACAAAGUGAAAUCUCUGAAGAACCAGAACACGGAGCUCGCGUCCACGGCGAGCGUGCUGAGAGAGCAAGUGGCGCAGUUAAAACAGAGAGUGAUGAACCACGUCAAUAACGGCUGUCAGUUGCUGCCUAAUCAAGUUCAAGCUUAUUAAAAAAAAAGACAGUUGGGAACUUAAUUGGGACAAACUACUUCGUCAUAACUGCGUCUUUAACGGACAGCUCUGUCGCUUAGUCACGUGAUACUACCCUGUCAAUCAUCUUGUCAGUUAAAAUCCUCCACAUUCAAUUUUUAUUUAAUUUCCUACCGUUUGGGAGAGAAACGUUGUCACGUUGAUAUGUCGUGGGUCUUUC
Molecule: messenger RNA, 1232 nt
Organism: Rhinichthys klamathensis goyatoka
Lineage: Eukaryota; Metazoa; Chordata; Actinopteri; Cypriniformes; Leuciscidae
Gene: jund
Product: JunD proto-oncogene, AP-1 transcription factor subunit
Exons: 1
Coding region: 194-1033 (279 amino acids)
Biological process (GO): regulation of cell population proliferation; regulation of cell cycle; regulation of transcription by RNA polymerase II
Cellular component (GO): transcription regulator complex
Molecular function (GO): transcription factor binding; RNA polymerase II cis-regulatory region sequence-specific DNA binding; DNA-binding transcription factor activity, RNA polymerase II-specific
Source: RefSeq, a predicted model, not a curated record